Dufourea novaeangliae is the source of this 834-nucleotide messenger RNA. RefSeq names its product nuclear receptor subfamily 4 group A member 3-like. The transcript has 2 exons. The record is from RefSeq and is a predicted model, not a curated record. NCBI's taxonomy places the organism in Eukaryota, Metazoa, Arthropoda, Insecta, Hymenoptera, Halictidae. Bases 1 to 834 code for a protein of 277 amino acids.
AUGUCGACUUGCACCGACGAGGCCGACAACGCACCCCUGCACAUGCAGGAGGCUCUGUCACCGGUGCAGGAGGGCCCAGUGUCUCCGGCGUCCUCCUCCCUGAGCAACCAGAAUCAAAACGAGAGCGAGCAACAGGUGUUGCUCGCGACGAUGCAGCCGGUGAACGUGCUGGACCUGCACGAGCCAGCCACCGUGCACUCGCUUCAUCCAAAGUAUCAUCACCAUCAUCGACACCAUCACCACCAUCAUCACCAUCAUCACCAACAGCAGCACAUCCACGGGGAUCCAGACGACGUUCAGCAACGACCUGGCGACGAGGCUGACGGACGUGUGACGCCGGGCACGGAUUCGGGGUCUGGUAAUCCGUCGCUCGGCGUCGGCGAGCACAAGAUGAUCGAUCUGAUCUACAACGACGGCCAGAAAACUGUCAUGUACACCCACGACAAGGAGAUCAUAUACGAAAACGAGGCGGACCGUGUACAGGUGGUCGAGUAUCCACCACCGCCACCAUCCCCACCGUCACCUUCGCCACCGUCGACCGUCACCAGAACUGGACUUUUGCCACCCGCUUGCGUCACACCUAGAUCUGGAUCGGCCACCGCCGCCCUCCAUUUGCACCAUUAUCCCCAGCUGCAGCUACAACACGAGGACGAUCUUCCGCCUGGUGUCCGUCACGCAGUAACCGCCACCGUGCCCAAUUGCGCUGCCGCCACCACCACCACCACAGUUUUGGUGCUCUCGGAACUGGUUGCCGCUGAUCCAGCCGCUGGCGCCGCGGCUGCGCAACAACUCACCCUCACCGCCGCUGCUGCUGCCUCCCUUCGGGCUGGGUAA